UCUGUACGGGCUGCCACUUUUCGGGAAAGUUUCAUCAGUGUCCGAUAGCACAUCUCUGUCACAGCCCAGUGUGUGUAGAGAUAUCUUCGCGGACAGUCAAUUACGCAGAAAUCGCAGAACAGCCCAUCCAAGAUGAAAUUCGCCGUUGUAUCCUUCCUGUUGGUGGUCCUGCUUGGACUGGUGGCCGUCGGUGAGGCUCAGCUGAGGAAUCUGGCCUGCGUUACGAACGAGGGACCGAAAUGGGCCAACACGUACUGUGCCGCUGUGUGCCACAUGUCUGGACGUGGCGCUGGAUCUUGUAACGCUAAGGACGAGUGUGUUUGUUCGAUGGCUUAAGAUCGUGGUGGAGGAACUGGUAGUGAGCUAGUUGGAUGCAGUUUGGAGAUGGAAAGGCAUAGUGAAUACAAGGAAUAAAGUUAUUAUCUACACUUA
Messenger RNA from Anopheles merus, 432 nucleotides. Its product is annotated as antimicrobial peptide defensin 3. Bases 133 to 336 code for a protein of 67 amino acids. NCBI's taxonomy places the organism in Eukaryota, Metazoa, Arthropoda, Insecta, Diptera, Culicidae. The transcript has a single exon. Gene Ontology annotation, biological process: defense response. The record is from RefSeq and is a predicted model, not a curated record.